Messenger RNA from Phytophthora sojae, 198 nucleotides. RefSeq lists its product as hypothetical. The record is from RefSeq and is a predicted model, not a curated record. The transcript has a single exon. Lineage: Eukaryota; Oomycota; Peronosporomycetes; Peronosporales; Peronosporaceae. Bases 1 to 198 code for a protein of 65 amino acids.
AUGUACCGUAGUGGUAGACUCGCACUUUUGCUUUUGCACCUCGCCCCACAAGCCCACCUCCUCCCCCACUCCACCCAUUUGACAGCGCUGUUGUGGUGCGAGGAUGCCUGGUCAAAGGUUAGUUCUUCGACCAUACGCCACUGUUGGAAUCAUUCCGGACUCGUAGGUAAAGCUGCUCUUCAGUUCAUUUUGAAAUAA